Molecule: messenger RNA, 2256 nt
Organism: Symbiodinium pilosum
Lineage: Eukaryota; Dinophyceae; Suessiales; Symbiodiniaceae
Source: the annotation of a GenBank genome assembly
AUGAGCAGCUUUGAGACGAAGACAAGACCGCUGGACGAGGGGUCCCAAUUUGCCCGGCAUGUUGCCAUCGCCCUGAUGGGAGUCACCCCAGACGAGGCCACCACCUCCAUGCCCUACUUCGUAGCAUUUGGCAUCCUCCUGGCGGUUCUGAGUAUUUGUGCAUUAUCGCGGCAAGCAGAAGAUGACGCCUUUCUGACCAAACCUUCCUUUUUAUCCCGCAGCGCAACUGGUGCUAUGAGUAGCGCUGGUGCCAUUGGCGCCGGUGGCGCCGCCAAGAGGGCAGCCAAAGUGACCCGACCCCCGGAGCUCAGCCCCCAGGCUCGUGAGGCUCGGGGCUCUGGCGAGAGCUCUCCGUUGAUAAGCCUUUGCCCGCAACUGGUUGUGCCGGACAAGGUGGAGUGCACACUGCUGGUGCCCCAAGUCAGUGGACUCAUUUCGCGCGGGGCAUCCGUGCCCGUUUCUGACAUCAAUGGUGGUGCAAUCUUCAUCCUGGAAGUGCUUGCAGACGGUCAAGCCACCGAUGGAACCAGGCUCAACCUUUGGAGUCCUGGGAGGGACACGAAGUUCUGCACCUGCCGGAGGGCAACACCGACAGGUGGCUCCGCAGGAUUCAUACUGGCCGAUGGCAAGGCGUACGGUGAGCGCCGGGCGACCUUGAAGAAGCUUGACACUAGCUUCGUCCUUUCGGCUGACAACCGUCGGCCGCUGAGAUUUCAAGGGAAUUCUCGGACAAGCUUAAAUGCAUCUGAUGAUGAUGGAAAGCUGUUAGCUUACUCUGACUCUGCGGCACCGGACGGAAGCGGCAUCCCACAGCUGAAGUUGAGUGUGGGCCCGCGGGUGGAUGCAGGUUUGAUGGCCCUCUGCUAUGUGGCUAUGGAACUGCUACAGCUGGCUGACCCGGUAGAUGAUGUGCAGCGAAGGUUGCUGUUGGCUUUCCUUGGGGUGCCUCGGCUGGACGUUUUCCCUUGGCUUGGGGAAAUCUUUGGAUUUCGAGAUGAGCUCGAACUGGCCGCGAUUCGCCGUUUGCGUGCCAUCGGAGCAAUCGAAGAUGACGGCAGCAAUGCCGAGGGCUCAAAAGCAAACUCUGCAACCGUCAGGUGCACCAAGCUGGGCUACCGCCUCGCUGCGCUACCGGUGGCUCCGAGAUAUGCUCGCAUGCUGCUGGCUGCCAUCACAUCCAGCGCAGAACUCAAGGCAGAGCACAUCAUCGGUCAUGCGUGCGCGAUUGUCGCCGCCCUUUCUGUCGGCAAUCUCACUUGCUGGGAGUCUGUGCAGGAGCUGGACCUGCAAGGCAACAGCAGUGGGCUCGAGAACGAGCUUGUGCGAGCCCAGAAAGAGGCGCAGAGGCGGCUGGAUGAGGCCACCAGAAAGGAGGCCCCAAAGUGGAGCCAGCUACGGGAUGACGCAGAGGGCCUGCUGUGGUUGAUGGGUGGGUAUGCAUGGGCUGCAAGAGGUGGCGAGGUGGCUGCCGAGUCUUUCUGCCAGCAGAACAAGAUCAACCCUCGCCAGAUGGCCGAGGCACACAGCCUGAUGCAGCAGUUGGCCGAGUUGCUGCAGCGUGCGCAGGUUGUCCCUGGCGUGGAGGUCUCAGCUGCUCAGGAAGCCAGGGCUAGAAAGCGUAGCCUAGCCGUGUUUUCGGAUGCUGAGCUCACUGGAUCUUUUGAGCUUGGCAUCCUUCAGCUUGAAACCUCAAACCGGCCGCACCCAUCUGUCUUGGUUUUCAAUGAGAUCAUAUCCACCCACAAACACUUUAUGAGGGACUGCGUGACUGUGGAUCCGCUGCAGCUCGCGAAGCGCGCUGCGGCGGGUGGCUGCCCUUUGUUGCAGCUGGGGGAGUUUCUCCCUGUUCCAGGACCUCGCUAUUUGUCUGAGCAGGACAAAGUGCUUGCUUUUGCCAGCCCGUUGUAUGCCCCGUUGUCAUAUUCGCUGCCGACGGUUGAGGUGGAUGUGCCCACAGAGUCGAACUUUCGAUACAAGGUCUUCGCCAAGGCAUUUUUGGAAGGUGCCGUGGUCCGGGGCUUGCCAUCCCAGGAAAAGCUACUGGCCCGCCCUUCCUUACUGCUGCAUGCUCCGACCAAUCCCAGGGUCUCUGCUGUAGUCAGCCCACUCUGGCAGUUCCGAGUGGGAUCUCGCAGUGAGCUCCUUGCGAAGUGGAGGAGUGACAGGCGAUUCCUUCUAGAAGGUUACUUGAAGUGGUUGCCAUCAUCGAUGCAUGAUGAUGUGCGUCUGGCGUGGCCUCCCCUGGGCCGACAGUAA